Messenger RNA from Polistes canadensis, 2701 nucleotides. RefSeq names its product protein UBASH3A homolog (gene Epp). The record is from RefSeq and is a predicted model, not a curated record. Lineage: Eukaryota; Metazoa; Arthropoda; Insecta; Hymenoptera; Vespidae. Gene Ontology annotation, molecular function: protein binding. Bases 256 to 2088 code for a protein of 610 amino acids. The transcript is spliced from 4 exons.
AGUAUAGAUAAUUCUCUUACAUUAUAAACAUUAAGAUAUUGUUGAAUUAUCCGUAAAUUUAAACCAACAGAAAGAAAUUCUAAGGAUAUACGUUUAUAUCGACAAACAUUUAAUUUAUUUAUUUGAAAAGAAAGGUCAUUUUAAAUAAAAUUCAAAGUUAAAAUUCAACGGUAUGUUCCCUCUCCCAGUCAAUAAGAUUUCAUAUUCCUGAUCCAGUUGAAGUUUAGUGACAACUCUUAAGUAACGUACAUCAUCAUGGCGACAUUACCACCACGAAAAAAUCCCUUAAGGAAGAAGAUUUUUAAACAACAAAUGACUCCUUUGCAAACCCUUUUGCAACUUGGAUUUCCGAAACAUCGAGCAGAAAAAGCAUUAGCUGCCACCGGACACCGUGGCAUUCAGCUUGCAUCUGACUGGUUACUUGCUCAUGUCAAAGAUCCGACUUUAGAUUUUAUUACGCAUAGACAAUAUGUAUUGUAUGCUUGUCCUACUGGAGCAUUAGCUGAAACUCUUUCAAAGUUUUGGGCUGAAAGCGAACAGUUAGGUUGGAAUGGAGCACUUAAUUAUAUGCCACAUAUAACGCUUGUAUCUUUUUUCCAAGUAUCAGACGAACUAGAACCAGAAUUUGUAUAUUCUCUUAAUAAUAUCAUAGAUCGCAAUGAACCUUACAACAGGGUUCAUUUGGAACCAUAUAUUUCAUCCAAUUUUAUGGGACUUUUUGUCAAAGAUGAGGAUGCUAAAUGGCUUAACAAAAUUUCUGCCAAUUAUGCUGCUAAAUUAUCAACCUUUAAUAUCGUUGCCAAUCAUCAAGUUAAGCCGUUACAUCUUACAUUGGCUUAUCAGUUUCCCAGCAACUUGUUUCAACCUCUCCGUACAAUGGUUGAAAAAUUGAAACCAGCUACAGUAGAUAAUUGGGAACUUAGAUUAUACUCUCGGGACUCUAGAUUAAAAAAUUCCCGUGUACAUAAAGUUAUAUACGCGUACACAUCCAGAGAAGAUGAUGAUUUGGAAUUAAGAGUAGGAGAUUACAUUUACAUAAUGGAAGAAUCAUACAACUCUUCUACAGAUGGAUGGGUUGAAGGUACUUCAUGGUUGACCGGGGCUACAGGAAAUUUUCCUUUAAAUCACACAAAACGAACAGCUGAAUCAGAUUCCUGGACAUUGCAUUAUACUGUACAAAUUAAUAAUAAUGUAGAAGAUAUUGUGGAGGAAGAAGAAGAAGUGAGUCACCAAAUAAGCAGUACAAAUAUAGAAGAAUCUGUAGAUACAACCAGAGCAGAAAUAGAAUCAAUAGAAGAGUCCACUUCUUCUUCGUCAUCUGUAAUUCCAGCAAGACAACUCGUGAUAUGUCGUCAUGGAGAAAGAGUAGAUUUUACAUUUGGUGAAUGGAUCCCAUAUUGCUUUGAAGAUGGUUCUUACAUACGUAGAGAUCUAAAUAUGCCAAAGGUUAUACCAACAAGAAAUAUAGAUGAAUUUAAGCAUGACGGUCCUAUAACGUCAGUUGGAGAACUACAAGCAAGAUUGAUUGGGGAUGCAAUAAAAUCAUCUAAAAUGCAAGUAGAUGCAGCUUUUACCUCGCCGUUUCUAAGAUGUAUUCAAACGCUUAAUAAUAUUUUAAAAGGUUUAGAAUUAGACAUACCCAUAAAAAUUGAGCCAGGUUUAACAGAAUGGUUAGCAUGGUAUCCAGCUGGUGUACCUACCUGGAUGACUCCCGCAGAAUUAAUUAAUGCAGGUUACAACGUGGAUACAAAAUAUAAUCAUAUAAUUGAAGUUAAAGAUCUCACUAUAAAAGAAACUUCAACGCAGUAUUAUGAAAGAAGCUAUAAAUUAAUUAAACAUAUUAUUGAAAAUACGAAAGGUAACAUUCUCAUAGUAGGUCAUGCUAGUACUUUAUCAGCUUUAACUAAACAAUUGACCGGCGGUGAGAUACCACCACCGUCAGAAAUUACGAAAAUAGCUCAAAAAAUAUCAUACUUGGCAUGUGCAGUUACUAGCAAAGAAUCCAAUGGAUGGCAAGUUCAGGCGCCUCCUUUCCCUCCAAUCACGCAUACUAGUAAUAGCAAAUUUGAUUGGAAAGUUUUAUUGUAAAAGAAUGAACUAGUAUUUAAGACGUAAUAGGAUUGCGAUCGUAAAAGACUGUUAUGAUACAAUGAAUUUUUUAUAAGUAUAGUUUAUAUAUUGAAAUGAAUGAAUCGAGCAAUCCUAUUUAAAAGUUUACAAUACGAGAAACGCACAUUCUUAUUAUUUAGAGAUUAAGAAUAUUGAUAAAUAAUGAAUAUAAAAUGUUUGCAGUUUAAACUGCGCUUUUGCAGAAGAGAAAUAUUAAUUUUAAUACAUAGAAUAUACAUACACUUCGUUAAAAUGUACUUAUGUUGUACCUGCAUUUAAAUUUAUCGUAAGUCUUAUAUGAAAAUAAUUUAUUUUAUUAGUUUUAAAUGUAAACAACUGAACGAUUUAACAUCAAUUUUUCAAUGUAAAUAAUGAAAAAAAUCAGUAGUAAAUAACUUUAUCAACUGUGUCCUGUUACUUGUAAUUUCAUUGUUGACAAUAUUAAUGUAAAUUGAUACAAUUGUUAUUUUAUAUCAGAAUCGUAGUGCUGUUUUUACAAAGGUGGCUUUAUAAAUUAUGUUAUAUUUUAUUCAAGUUCUAUUUGUUAUCAAGGCACAACAAAAAAUUUUAUUAGUAAAAAAAUCAGAAACAA